Messenger RNA from Marchantia polymorpha subsp. ruderalis, 1453 nucleotides. The record is from the annotation of a GenBank genome assembly. Lineage: Eukaryota; Viridiplantae; Streptophyta; Marchantiopsida; Marchantiales; Marchantiaceae.
UUUAAGAAGCUGAAGUGCUCGGCUUCGUAUAAAAUCCUGAAAAUUGAAACCCGAGAGCAGCAAUCUAUUUGUGCUCAAAUCAAGCUGAAUCUGCAUCCAUUUCUGUGCAAUCACAGAAAUGGAUGCAGAAGCCACAGAAGGAAAUGGCGAUUGACGAUUCGCACCCACAGAUUCUCGAGAAUGCAGACUUUGACCAGAUGCCAAGACUCGAAUCCGUCUCGUUACUGGCGGUCAAGAGUCCACAUCUGACAACCAAUGAGUGCAGGAGAAUAUAUUAUUUCUUCGCUUUUUCUUCAGGUGAUAGCAUCGUCCGGGGUCCAUGUCAAACAUUCUGUUUGCAGAAUUGCUUCGGUCUCCGUCGAGAGUGUUGCCAGAGCAGUUGCCUCGAGGGGGAGAUUGAAGGAUGAAGAUGGAAGACGAGGUCCCGGUGAUCGACCUUGCAGGGACGCAGGACGAUGCGGGGCUGAAAAGCGUCGGUGCGCAAAUCGCCAAGGCUUGUGAAGAGUGGGGCUUUUUCCAAAUCAUCAACCAUGGCGUCGACCUGUCGUUGAUGGACAGGAUUCAGGAGGCGUACAGAGAGUUCUUCUACCUGCCGCCCGAAGAGAAACAAAAGUACUUGGUCGACGACCAAUUUCAGGGCUGGUGCUGCCCCGAGAUGUCGGGCCAUGCUCGCGUGAAGAAAAUUGGCCUCAUCACUCCCGAGACUUGUGAGUACAUGUACCACGACGUCCUGUACGGUGACCCCGAUCGCCAGAAUCUAGUCCCACCAAAUCCACCAGCUCUCCGGGCGACAGUGCUCGAGUACGCGACGCAAGUGAGAGCGUUGCAGGAGAGAGUGCUGGCGGCGCUGUCGCAAGAGCUGGGGCUGGAGGCAGACGCAUUGAGGAGGCUGUUCGCGCCUGCAGACGUCGGCAUUCGAGCCAACUUCUACCCUCUGAAGACGGACGACAACACGGUGGGCGUGCUCCCGGCGCAUUCGGAUGCGCCUGUGUUCACCUUCCUUCUGGCCGACAAGGUCCCGGGCCUGGAGAUCCGCCGCCACGGACGCUGGAUGCAAGUCGAGCCCCUGCAGAAUGCUUUCAUCGUCAACGUGGCCGAUUGCCUCGAGGUGGUGAGCAACGGGAGGUUCAAGAGCGUGGAGCACAAAGGCGGGGGCAAUGAAGGGCGCGAGCGCAUUUCCAUCGGCGCCUUCUACAACCCGGCCAGGGCUGCGACGAUCGGCCCCGUGGCGCAGCUUUUGGACGAGUCGUCGCGCCGGCCGCGUUAUGGCUCGGCGCGCUUCGCAGACUUGCAGGACCAGUUGGUGGCCAAAGGUGUGCACGGCAAGCGCUACGUCGAGGCCUUGAAGAUCCCAGUCGAAGGAUCGUGAAGUCGAAUUUACGUUGCCAGAUUUAUUCGUGCAAAAAAUUUGAUUAUAGACAAUGUUAUUAUACAUAAAAUAAACCUCGGGAUU